This is a messenger RNA of Hordeum vulgare subsp. vulgare (domesticated barley), 1159 nucleotides long. RefSeq lists its product as uncharacterized. Gene Ontology annotation, molecular function: transcription coactivator activity; chromatin DNA binding. The transcript has 6 exons. Gene Ontology annotation, biological process: regulation of DNA-templated transcription. Lineage: Eukaryota; Viridiplantae; Streptophyta; Magnoliopsida; Poales; Poaceae. The coding region runs from base 188 to 940 and encodes 250 amino acids. The record is from RefSeq and is a predicted model, not a curated record.
AGGCAAGCGGCCUUCAAGUUAACGACCCCAGUCCGGCGCGCCACCGACGAGACCGCCUCAACCUCCAUCCAUUUAUAUACCAAUACCAAUAGCAAUAGGCAGGCGGAGGCGCCUCCCCCUCAACCUCCAUCCCCAUUUUUGGAGACCUAAGCAAGCAAGCAGCACACACUAAUCGCCGACCGGGACCAUGGACGCCAACUGGCGGCCCACCCAAGGGUCGGACCCCGCCGCCGCCGCCGUUGGCGAUUGGCGCGCCCAGCUCCAGCCCGAGGAGCGCAGCAGGGUCGUCAAUCAGAUAUUGGACGCUAUGAUGAAGAACCCGCCAGUAUCUGUGCCAGGCAGACUCAACCAACUCCAAAUGAUUGCCGAGGCAAUCGAAGACAAGUUCUACGCUCAAGCAACCAAUCACUCUGAUUAUGUGCGCAAGAUUUCUCUGAAACUGGUCUCUAUAGAGACCAACGGACAACAGGCUCAUGGAAAUGCUCAAGUGAUUCCAAAUCAAAACGACUCAGAUGGUAAGCAAGCACACCAGAUGUGGAUUCGGAUGCAUCGUAUGAUCUUUCACGGUGUUUCCUCUAGUACAUCUGCGGAGUCUAGUGCUGAAACUGGUGAUGCAGGUGCAGAUUAUUGGCAAGAGGAGAUAUAUCAAAUGGUGAAGAUGUUGAAGGACCAAUACUUUGCAGAGCUCAGUCUACUGUUCAAUAAGAUGUGUGUGAAGCUACAGCAUGUUGAGAGCAUUAUACCACUUCCAAUCCCAUCUGAGCAGUAUGAUAAACUGAAGCGAUUUACAAUGAUGGUGGAACGUAUAUUACGAAUGCUGCAAAUUAGCAAGGCUAGUAUCCAACCUUAUAUGAGGUACAGCGUUCCUGAAAACGAGAAACGAAUUAUCGAGAUCUUGAAUGCCGCGAGGAAGAUAACGCAGCCACAAGUAAAGCCAUAGUUUUAGCAUGAUAGUCAUAUUACUGACUAAUAUCAAGUGCGGCAGAAAGGCCAAGAAGACUGGUGGAGGAAGUUUCAGUUUGAACUGAAUUAUGGAUCCUGGGAAAGUUUCAUUUUAUUUUCUUUACGUUGUUGCAUUCAUCUCCGCAUUCUGUGAGAUAACUUGGGGACGGGUGGCAUUUCGAGCAACUCCAUCUGAAUAAAGAAAACGUUUCGUGUG